AGAUCGCAGUCUCUCUGAAAAGCUUAAGCCCCGGGAUAUAGUACUUCAAAUCGCCCCAUGGGAGCUCGUGGGAAGAGGCUGUCGGCUUCGAGGUAAUGACGGACAGUCUCUUUCUGCGGAGUACGGAUCUGGGGCUUGAUCGGUGUAAUAAGGGGGCGGUUAGGUACGAGGAACCCCUAUCUAGUUUCCUUGACUGGUUAUUCUCAUAUGUAACGUAUAGCUUUCCCAAAUUCCUUGUUCCCCUGUCUUGUUACAAUUCCUUCCUCCUCCUUGCACCUGAUGCACCAGCUCUAAAAAUACUGACGUGGUAGAAUUACACAGCCACAGGUUGGCGAUGCGGGCGUUUUGACCAUAAGUACUGUAUAAGACCAACCAAUCAACGAAAUCUCAACGGCGGCAGCAGUAUGGCUCUUGUGCUUGU
Molecule: messenger RNA, 421 nt
Organism: Parathielavia appendiculata
Lineage: Eukaryota; Fungi; Ascomycota; Sordariomycetes; Sordariales; Chaetomiaceae
Exons: 1
Coding region: 96-311 (71 amino acids)
Source: RefSeq, a predicted model, not a curated record